UCAAUGCGGAACAUUGACGCACUGUGACUUACAAAAAGCAAAGGUCGCUCUUAUCGCAUCGACUCAAAUGCGCUACUUCAGCCGCGAAAUAACAUUAUUGAGAGAAUCAAAUCCCAUUGAUCGAAAAAGUUCACUCUUAGUUCUAAAUCCUUUCCUAGACACGAAAGGUCUUCUUAGAGCGAAUGGUCGGCUUGCAAACUCAAGCCUAACAUACAAUGAACGCCACCCGAUAAUCAUACCAGACAGGUCUCCAUUUACCACACUCUUUCUUCAUUAUAUCCACAUUCUGAUGCUACACGCCGAACAUCGCCUCAUGCAACAGAUAGUCCGUCAAGAGUACUAUAUUCCCCGUCUUAAGCCAAAAAUAAAGAAAUGCAUCUUCAUGUGCAAGAUCUGCACUAUGCAUAAGCAGAAAAUGCGAACACAGAUUAUGGCAGCAAUUCCACCGGAACGCUGCAAUUUCGCUCUGCCCUUCACUAUCACAGGUGUCGAUUUUGCAGGGCCUUUUCAGAUAAAGGCGUCCAUGCUAAGAUCUCCCACCCUCAUGAAAGGCUAUGUGGCUGUUUUUGUCUGUUUUACGACAAAAGCAGUACACCUUGAGCUAUGCACGAAUCUGACGACAGAGGCUUUUCUCGCGGCAUUUGCUCGCUUUGUCGGACGUCGUGGUUUUCCCUCCAAAAUCAUGAGCGAUAAUGGCAAAACGUUUAUAGGGGCUCAAAGAGCCACUGAAAGACAAUUUGUGGAAUUUAUACAACAAGUCUCACCUGAAAUUGUACAGAAAUAUGCUCCCCAAGGCAUCAAUUGGCAAUUCAUUCCCCCAAGCGCUCCACACAUGGGAGGUUUAUGGGAAUCCGCUGUAAAAAGCUUUAAAUCCCACUUCAAAAAAAUAGCUGGCAACCAUAAAUUCAACUAUGAAGAAUUUGCAACAUUACUAACUAAAAUUGAAGCCGUUCUCAAUUCACGGCCUCUUACUGCACUCUCGCAAGAUCCCUCCGAUCUCACAGCCUUAACUCCAGGGCAUUUUCUUAAAGGAGCACCCAUCUUGGCCACACCUGAGCCAAGCGUGGCGUCGCUAUCCUUAAUAAAUAGAUGGGAAAGAAUUAAAAUUCUCCAUCACAAUUUUAGCCGUCGAUGGAAAGAAGAUUAUAUAAAGGACCUCCACAAGAGCUACCGCUGGAAAACAGCACAACAGACGCCAAAGCUUAGAGACUGUGUCCUCAUUCAUGAUGAAUGUCUACCCCCUACGGAAUGGCGACUAGGUCGCAUAAAGAAACUUUAUUACGGCUCCGACGGUCAUAUACGCCAAUAUGGACGUGGAUAUGAUAUCCCCACCAACGAAAACCGUGCGUUCGACGGUCACCAUUCCACGAUCUGGGACUACCCCAAUCGCAACGCCUCGAACUACCAUUGCAGCAACCGCGGCCCGAACCCGGGCACAAACCACACCAAUGAUCCAUCGAAGUGA
Messenger RNA from Zeugodacus cucurbitae (melon fly), 1465 nucleotides. RefSeq lists its product as uncharacterized. The coding region runs from base 68 to 1465 and encodes 465 amino acids. Gene Ontology annotation, molecular function: nucleic acid binding. Gene Ontology annotation, biological process: DNA integration. NCBI's taxonomy places the organism in Eukaryota, Metazoa, Arthropoda, Insecta, Diptera, Tephritidae. The transcript is spliced from 2 exons. The record is from RefSeq and is a predicted model, not a curated record.